UAAUGACUUGACGGCUUAAACCUCACGUCUGUGCAAGCGGGCGAGCGGCUUGAUUCAGAUUUUUGUUUACGUUACAAUGAACUCGGUCGUACCAGUUGCGCGAAAACAUUUUGUGCCCGAAGACAGCCGUAUGUCGUAUUUAAUUUGCGGCGCGUGAUCCUGACGAGCGAGGGCUUCAGCUGAAUACGGCAUCUGGAUGUUCACAAUUGCUGAACACUUGAAUUCCCGCCUUGGCUAAAGGACAGGUACCGCAAUGGAACCUGGGCUGAGCGUAUUGGACGAAGCGAGUGACCUCAACUUUGACAUUGCUCGUGGGGAUGAAGAAGAAGAAGCUCUUGCAGAAGUGAGAAAAAAGGCGGAAGAACUCCAAGAAGCCGUGGAAAAUGGUUUCGACGACCUUCUGGGGCUGUCCGAUGAUGAGGAUGAGGACUUGUCCACUGAUCAGUAUUUCAAGCCUCCACACGUGGGCUAUGGCGUCACCACUUCCACACCCAAUGUACAGCAAGCACAGAUGGGCUAUGGCAUCACCACUUCAACACCCAACACACAAGCACAGGUAAAUUACGCUAGGCCUCAUUUCACGACUCCCGGCUACAUCAUGUCGCCUCAUGCUCAUGGCAACGGAGUUGCACUGCACGAACCCACAGCACGAGAUUUUGCCAAUGGCAUGGGCACCCCGUUCCAAGCCAGUGAUGAAUACGGCCAAGACGCAGUUGACAGUUACUGCGGUGGCGGUGACGUCGGGAACAAGGCUCCUGCUGUUCCAUUCAACUUGCCAGCUGUGCAGCAGCUUCCCCAGGAACCUGCACCCCAUCAGUCUGACGACUACAUUCAGCUCCAGGUGAUGUACAAGGCACGCCUGAGGGAAGUUGAGAAACUUUCAUCCGAACUAGAAAGCCUCAAGCAAUCUUCAAGGGUCGAGAUAUCGUCUUUGAAUGCGCAGCUGGCCUCCUUACAAGCCCAGGAAAAGCUUCUGGCGGAUAACUUCAACCAAGCACGCCAAGCACUUGCAGAAAAAGCCAGUGAAACUACCAGUCUCUCAGUCAAGGUAGUCACUCUUGAGAGCCAGCUCGAAAUUGAGACUAAGCUCAAUCAGGAGAACCUGCAAAAGAUCAGGGUGGCAGAGUCGACCAUCAGGAUGCUCCAGGAGCAGAUUUCUGAGCUGAGCAGUUCGGACGGCAUUGUGCUUAUGAAGCGGGACUACGAGAAACUGCUCCAGACCCUGAAACAGAAGCACCACACAGAACUGUACGACCUAAACCAGCAAAUUGCCGAGCUCAAUCAGCAGCUGUCUGCGAAGAUGGCAGAGGUGCAAGCCUGCAAGGAGCGUACCAGUGAGCGAGAAAAAUGGUUUGAAGCACAGCUCUUAGAGAAGGCAAGCGUCAUAAACCAGCUGACAGAGUCUCUCAACAAAAGCCAAAAACAGUGUCAACUGUUCUUGGAAAAUGGUGCACCCAAGGACACUGACCACCUGCUAAGCCAGUUCCGAGUGCUGCAGCAAGAAAGGAUGAUAGAGUGCCAAAAAUUCACACUACUUGAGAGGGAACUUGACUGCCUAUUCAAAGUUCUGCUGCCAAAAACCACUUGGUCUGCAUACAACUCGGAGUUUCCAAAAAGCAAUGGCGACUUGGCACAAGAAGAUGAUCACGGGAACGUCGCUGCAAAAAUCAAAUCAUGCUGCCAAGAAGUCAGCCGCCUUAGGUUGGAAGUGAACAGGGCACAAGAAGCACUUUCUGCUGCGCAUCAAGAGCUCGAUACGCUUCGGAGGAAAUCGCAAAUGUCCGAGAAUGAGGUGGCCCUGCUCCAAGACAAGCUGCAGGUCCGGGACGGCUCGGAGACAGAGUCCCAGUUCCAGGAGCUGAGAGACGAACUCCAGAGACAAGUCCGGCUCCUUGAAGAGAAACUGCUUCGCACUGAAACCGCCUACCAGGAAAUAAAGCAGCGGGAAAGGAUCCUAACGCUCGAAAAGGACGCGAUACUAAAGUCUUGCGGGGAAGAAAAAAUGCAAGCUGUCGAAGUGUGUAAGAACUCUAUUCUCGAGAUGCACCAUGGUGCGAUGAGAAGGCUUAGGGAAGAGCUGCUCUCACUGUCCGAGCAAGAAAAGGCUCAAGUCAAGAGAGACUGUGAAAUGAAGAUUCAGGAUCUCAGCACGAGUUACAGUACCCUGCAGCAAACCAUCAACGACAUCAAAGAACUGUAUGUGCGGUCUUGUGAAGAGAAGAGGACGCUCGAGGCCAGGAUCACGGAACUCCUGUCUGAACGGGAGACCUUGGCGAGGGAAACCGAGGAGAGGCUACAAGCCGAGUUUAAAGAAGUACUUCGGAAAGUGCAUCGCAGGUGGGAGGACGAGAUGAUGAAGCAGUUCCAGGAACAGUUCCAGCAAGAGAUGACAGCGGUGAAGGACGAGUAUGAUGCAGAGAAACAACGCGAAGUGGCCGACAAAGAAAAGGACCUCAGGAAGGAGUUCCAGCAGGAGAUUGUCAAGGCCAUUCAGCAAGAACGGGACAAAUUAAAUGCAGAGCACGCUUCCUUGCUGAAGAGGCUUCAAGAGAACAUGAUGGCCAGCAACAAAGAAAACGAAAAACACAGCUUACAUCAUCUAAGACAGGUUGUGGAAAAGCUGAAAGCAGACCUUCACAGUAAAGAAACUGAGUUGAAUCAGCAAGUAGCCACGUUUACUGAGAAGGAAUCCAAGCUAAAAGUGAAGCUCCUGAAGUACCAGAAAAGCCUCGAAAAGGUUGAGAAGCAUCACAAGGAUGAACUCCUGGCUCUUGAGAGGCGCCAUGCCGACAAGCUUGCUUCACUGCAGGAUCAGCUACGACAACUCUCUCUCAAGUCUUCCAAGAGCUCAGACGAAAACUCACAGGCCAAUCUUGCUAAGGUGAUGGACAAAUGGAGCGACUGGUUCACCAAGUGCCUGGACAGGAUUGACAAAGACGUGUGCACCUACAUGGAGGACGCCGAGCGGGCGAGGAAGGCGGAGGUGCGGCAGCUCCUGCAGGGCUACCACGAGUUCCUGGCCGCCAGAACGGGCGAACCGAGGGAGGAGCGGGGCCGGGCGUUGGGCACGCCGCCGCCCCGGCGCUCCCGACCGCCGCUCAUGACCACGCCCCCGGAGAAGCUGUUCCCGGGCAGGACGGACCCACACCCCGAGAGGCACCGAGCCCACCAUUCCGAAAACCCGAGCGCAAGACCGGGGCCCAGCAACCCCGCGUUCGCCACUGGUGCAAAUGCCGGCGGCUGUUUCCCCAGACACGUUCGGAGCGAGAACUUGGACUUCAAGUUGACCGAACUCGACCUCUCCGCCCAGUCUGACGGCAGCGUGUUCUUCUCGCCGCCGCCACGAGAAGCCAAAUAGUGCCAUCGCAUGCCUGGAACGCCGGGCUCUCUUCGAACUUGGGUGUGCGCGGACGCCAGUGUCUCGAGUAUUAAGGCUGUUUCUGUCCAACUGCGACAGAAUGUGUCGCAACCUCUCGUAACCGCUUAACGCACUGGCCCCAUUUGUCGGUAGCUUGGAACACAUCUGACCCGUGUGUGACUACACCGAAGGUUUUGCAGUAUCUGCGAGGUAAACUCUGCACACCGUUUAUGAGAAAUAGUUGCUUAUAGCAUUGUUAGAACUAUUUCGAGCCUAUGGUGGAGGAAAUGAUGAAUAAAAAUUGGUAAAAAUAUACACGCGGGUCAGAAGAGUUCCAGAGCUACCCAAUAUAGAUGGCGCUGGUAUGCGAGUGUGUUAAGCGGUUAUAGGUGAUUGCAACACUGUCGGUCGCAGUCGGAUGUAACUGUGUGAAGCAGCCUUUAGCGGCAACAAGGAUUUGUUUGCUCGGUAUUUGAACGGGGAAAAGUAGGUGUUCACGCGAGUGCCAUUUGCCCACAGGACGUCUACGCCUCCGUAAAAUGUUUGUACAUUGUUCUACUUGUGUUCCUGAUCUCUGGUUUGUUAAGUUAUGAGUUGCGCAGCUGAAUGCAUGAUUAUUUAGAGCACCACUCCCAAACGAGUGUUUACACCAGAAUGUAUUAUAAAUUUGUUCGACCCCAAUUGAAAUUGUGUGACGUGUUUUUAAAACAUGGAAGGCUCGAUCUCGCAACGUUGUUAGAGAAGUGAAUGAAUGUAGCGUUCCAGUUUUAUCGCUUUUAUUGUUUUGGCCAGGCUUUGUAAACAUACGCUCAACUGGCAUGUUCCAUUCAAUGUUCCUUCAAGUUUUUACGCCCCGGUAGGGCUUGUUGUAUGAUUACAGGAAUUACUGUAUGUAAUCGCUAAAUGUAGAAUCGCAUUGAAAGUGCCAUUUUUAUUUAGGUUAGCCCGAGCCCGUAUCUCUUAGGUCAGUCGAAAAAGCCGGUUUGUCGGAAGUGCCACGGGGAAGGGUUGCGAGAACAUUGUGCCGGAAUAAAAAAAAAUCUGGACGCUCUCCGUGAAGAGUCCUUUCUGUUGCUUACCUUGGAUUUACCCAGACUCGCGAGUCUAAACGAAUAAACCUGCGAUCAAUUCAAGUCCAUUCCACAACACAAUAUUCAGCGAGUCCCGUGUAAAACACCCUAAACUCGCGUGCGAUUAUUUACAUACGGGCACUUUGGCAUCAACUUCCGGUUGUAUUUCCGUUUCGCACGGAGUUUGCGCAGAUUCUGGGGGCGUCGAACGCGUUGCCAUCUUGUUUCUUCGGUGUCGUAGAAGGAUAUUUUAUCUGUGACAAUCGGUGUAUUUUCGCGGACGGUGCGCUCGUUCGAGUCGUAUUUUAUGAUCUGAAAGACUCUUCUACUGUGUGAGAUAUUUAUUCCUGUUGGUUCCGGCCUCAUCGUUCGCUGUUCUUCAAGUGGAAUAGCCGAGUCCGCGGCUUAGGAUGGCCAAUAAAGAUGACGAAUAUGAUUAUCUUUUCAAAGGUAUUACCGGGGAGCGGUGGGGGCUCUGCUCGUGUACGACAUUGCGAAGCACCUGACGUACGAGAAUGUGGAGCGCUGGCUGAAGGAGCUGAAGGACCACGCAGACCAGAACAUUGUCAUCAUGCUGGUGGGCAACAAGAACGACUUGAGACACCUCAGGGCCGUUCCCACCGACGAGGCCAAGGCGUUCGCGG
Messenger RNA from Ixodes scapularis (black-legged tick), 5072 nucleotides. Its product is annotated as centrosomal protein of 152 kDa. The coding region runs from base 254 to 3358 and encodes 1034 amino acids. Gene Ontology annotation, cellular component: centrosome. The transcript is spliced from 22 exons. Gene Ontology annotation, biological process: centriole replication. The record is from RefSeq and is a predicted model, not a curated record. Lineage: Eukaryota; Metazoa; Arthropoda; Arachnida; Ixodida; Ixodidae.